Protopterus annectens (West African lungfish) is the source of this 5413-nucleotide messenger RNA. It is a transcript of the gene KIF23, whose product is annotated as kinesin family member 23. The transcript has 25 exons. Gene Ontology annotation, biological process: microtubule-based movement. Gene Ontology annotation, cellular component: microtubule; nucleus; kinesin complex. The record is from RefSeq and is a predicted model, not a curated record. NCBI's taxonomy places the organism in Eukaryota, Metazoa, Chordata, Ceratodontiformes, Protopteridae. Gene Ontology annotation, molecular function: ATP hydrolysis activity; microtubule motor activity; ATP binding. The coding region runs from base 233 to 4309 and encodes 1358 amino acids.
CUAAGGGUGGAGUUCCGUCUCUAGUAUGUAUGAAUCGUCCUCGCGCUGCACUGUCUUGUUGACGUACUAAAAUACGCAAUCUGAAGAGGCGGGAGGAUUGGUCAGAUUUAAAAAAUAGCUGGUGGCGGCUAUUCUCUGUAUCAAGCGAACCAAUUAUUAUUAUUGGCAAUAUAGAAAUAAGUUUUUAACAAGAAAGCAAUUAUAUGUAUUUGUUAGAAAAGUAGUUUCCAAGAUGAUGAAGCCCGCGAAAAGUAAGACUCCAAGGAGGCCACCCCCAAAGAAGCCAUCGAACACUAGUCUCAAAGAUCCAGUAGGGGUAUAUUGCCGUGUGCGCCCACUUAGUAAUGAGGAUCAGGAAUGUUGCAUUGAAGUAAUCAGUGAAACUACAAUUCAGUUGCAUCCACAUGAUGGCAUCAAGGUCAACAGGAAUGGAGAAUUUAAAGAACGUCAUCCCUCAUGUCUGCUGACACCUCCAGAAUAUGGCUUUACUUCAGAAUAUCGCAUUACUUCAGAAUAUCGCUUUACUUCAGAAUAUCGCAUUACUUCAGAAUAUCGCUUUACUUCAUAUGUCAAGGAAGAGAUAAAGAAAAUAAAGAGAAUGUCGAGAUAUAGUUUGCAUUCUUUUGGAAUCCUGUUUAUGAUGUCGUUAUCUACUCCGGCGGCUUCCGGCGAGAACGCCAACAGCACACUCCUUCAGGAGAAUCCAGCGCCUGUGGAACAUCACGAGUAUGCACCGGACAACAAAAACGCAACCGAAGCAUUCAAUUCUGAACAGGCAGAAUUGAGAGGUGAGGUCAAACAGUUAACUACAUUGGUCACUAGGUUGUUACAGAGGGAUAUGGCAAUUUACCAGCGUGACUUUCCUUUACCCUCUAACACUAUUAACGGUUUUAUGAACCAAGCAGCGAAACCUGUACAUGGGUCGCAAAGUUUAGGGGUGAAGAGGAAUGGUACACCCAUUGUGACCAACAACGGACAUGUCAAACAAUCAUUUCUAAAUGGAGAAGUAGAUAAAGGUAAAUUUAAGGUUUGCAACGACAAUUUGUCUGACCAAUUGUGGGAGCGUUCUAAUGACAGUUUUGACAUUCCCAAUGGGCAGAAACCUACACACACAAGUCCUGUUCCUGGUUUGGACAUUAUUGCACCUUUAUCCAGUAGCAACAUUAACAUUUCUGACUUUACUUUUGAUUUUUCCAUUUAUGACUACGAUUUAGAGGCCAAGAGGAUUGGUACUAAACCCAAGAGAGGACCACCUAAUAAGACCUAUUCGACUGUGACUGCCAACAGGGUUAAUUUGAAUGAGUCUGGUCAACAUCAAUACCAUCCACCAUCUGCGGUGGGGUCUGGCACUAGGGUGCUUGGUUCUGACUUAUUCAAUCAAUUUUUAUCUUUUGAUUUCCUUGUCGACAAUAAUGAAGCAUUCGAUAGGGUGGCACCGAUAUCCAGUCGAUCUAACACCCACGAGACUGUUAAUUUGAAGACUAUGAUUUAUUCUUUGGGGAAGAUGCUUAAGACCAUCAAUGGACUGAAAGUGGACAUUAUGUAUUUACAGAAAUGUAUUGAUGACAAGAUAGUUCCUAAAGGGUUAAGAUUUUUUAAGUUACCCUUAGGUAUUGAUUUAACGGAUGAGUGUACUAAAGAAUUUAACGAUUUUUUUGACAAAUGUGGAUUUAAUUAUAUUGGUUUACUUAUGAAGUUUUACGAUGAGAGAUUAAGUAAGUCCAUUCAUGAGGUGGAUUUACUGAACACUCAAAUAGUUAAUGAUCUAGUUUUCAAAGAUUGGGAAAAAUUAUACAAUAAGCAAUACAUUGAAGCCAAAAAAUGGGCAAACACACUAUGUAAGAGGAAAUUAGAUAAAAUUAAGAGGGAUAUAGGGAACAAUAUCACCAAAAAACAGCAUAUGUGUGGCCGAGGAAAAGGAAUUCUCAAGGGAAUCCAUGUAGGGUCCCUGACAUCAAUGAUGGUAAAGGGAUGUCGCGUUUUGACACUCAUCAUGAGCUUGAAGAGAAUCAAGGUUUUUAAGACAGAUGAUAAGAAUAAUAUGUAUGUACAAACAGAUGUUGAUGCACUUUUAGAAAGGCAGAAGAGAGCCAACCUGCCUACUGCUGUUGACAAGACCCCAUCUGCCAAGAAUAAGAUAGAUCCUGAAUUUGCUGAUAUGAUCAACGUACAGGAUCACUGUAAAGCUGAAGAUGUCGAUGAAGAUAGUGUUUACAGUGUGUUUGUUUCCUACAUAGAAAUUUAUAACAAUUACAUCUAUGAUCUCCUGGAGGAAAUUCCAUUUGAUCCUAUUAAGCCCAAGUGGAACAGUUGCAGCACUCCUUUGCGAAAUGCUGAGUUCAUACCACCUCAGUCUAAAAUUCUUCGAGAGGAUCAGAAUCACAACAUGUAUGUUGCUGGAUGCACAGAAGUUGAAGUGAAGAGCACUGAAGAAGCUUUUGAAGUAUUUUGGAAAGGCCAGAAAAAGAGACGCAUUGCUAAUACUCACCUAAAUCGAGAAUCUAGUCGUUCCCACAGUGUUUUCAGCAUUAAACUAGUGCAGGCACCUUUGGACGCAGAUGGAGAUAAUGUCUUGCAGGACAGAGAUCAAAUCAUAUUAAGUCAGCUUUCCCUGGUGGAUUUAGCUGGAAGUGAAAGGACAAACAGAACAAAAGCUGAAGGCAAUCGAUUAAGGGAAGCAGGAAACCACCACUGCCUACUUGGGACCUUAACUUCGUGUGUACUGUUCCUUGAAGAUUGCCAGUUAUGUGGAACUAAGAAAAUGGUGCCCUAUCGAGAUUCCAAGCUGACUCAUCUUUUUAAAAAUUAUUUUGAUGGGGAAGGAAAAGUACGAAUGAUUGUGUGCGUUAAUCCCAAUGCUGAUGACCAUGAAGAAACAUUGCUUGUUAUGAGGUUUGCUGAAAUGACUCAAGAAGUUGAAGUUGCCAGACCAGUUGACCGACCAUUAGUUGGACUAACACCUGGUCGUCGGUACAGAAAUCAGGCUUUUAAAGAGGAGCUUAAUCGCCGGCUAGAGGAACGUGGUGGCCCUAUAAAUGGAGGAAGCACUUUCAGAUCUAUGCUUCACGAGUGUGAAGGAAAUAUUGCCGCUAAAGAAAUUCAUGUUCAAGGGAAACUUGGUGAAAAGGAAAGGAUUAUUUCAGGACACAAGACUGAAAUGGAGCGUCUGGAAAAGAAAGUUAAAACCUUGGAAUAUAAGAUAGAAAUUUUGGAGAAAACUGCAACAAUUUAUGAAGAUGACAAACGAACUUUGCAGCAGGAACUGGAAAGUAAAAACCAUGCUAUACAGCGGCACCUAUCUGAUAAUCGGCGAUUAGAAGCAAGAAUACAAGGCGUGAUGUCAGACACAAAGGUGAAGUGGGAAAAGGAAUGUGAACGUCGUGUAGCAGCAAAGCAACUAGAAAUGCAGAACAAGCUAUGGGUAAAGGAUGAAAAACUAAAACAGCUUAAAGCAAUAGUUGCUGAAACUAAACCUGAGAGGACAGAGAAACCAGAAAAGCCAGAGAGACCUGCAAGAGAAAAAGACAAAGAAAAGGCAAUAAAACGGUCAGCCUCCCCACCCCCGGUACCACUCAACAGCCAACCACUUCAGCAUAUGCGCUCCAGCUCCUGUAACAGUAUUUCUGUGUCUUCCUGUAUUUCUGCAUGGGAGCAGAAAAUUCCUCAUUACACCAAACAGGCUUUUACAAGGGAUAGGCAAGAAGAACCAGAACUUACUAGGAAUUAUGUACAGAGCAGGAGACGAGGGAUGUGCCGAAUCGGAGAUAGUGAAGUUCCAGCUUUUAACAGUGAACUAGAAGUAGAAGAUGAUCCAUGUUGCAGGAAUGCACCACCGGUCCGACCCAGACACAGACGAUCACGCUCAGCUGGUGGGGAAAGAUGGGUAGAUCAUAAGCCAGUCACCAAUGUGGAGCUUGAUACGGUCAUGCAGCCAACUAUUCCAAACUCCAUCAAGGUGACAGUUCCAAAUGAAAAAGCAUUAGCAAAGUGUGAUAAGUACAUGCUAACUCACCAGGAACUAGCUUCUGAUGGAGAAAUUGAAACUAAACUCAUCAAGGGUGAUGUAUUCCGGACAAGAGGUGGUGGGCAAGCUGUUCAGUUUACUGAUAUUGAGAGGCUGAAGCAGGAGUCACCAACUGGAACAAGAAAACGAAGGUCUGGUGAAUCAGCAACUGCGGACCAAGAAACCACAGACUCUGAGUGGACUGAUGUGGAGACCAGGUGCUCUGUUGCAGUAGAAAUGAAGGCAGGAGCAAAUUAUGGGCCUGGAUUUCAGCAUCAUGCACAACCCAAGAGAAGAAAACCUUGAACUUCACUCAAGACCAGAGUACAGUAAUUGCACAACUUUAAAGGGAUGUAUUAGUACAUAUACACGCAACUGAAACCAGUGACUGACUACUGCUAUACUGAAUGUUUUAAUAUGUAUAUAUUUGUAUAUACGGCUGUGCUGGACAUUGGCUAAUAGGAGUAGGACUGUACAAAAUCUUAAUGUUUAAAAUAUGUUGGCUCUGUGCUGUAUCUUCAGUAUUACAAGAACUUCUUACUUUCUUGAUAUCUGUUUAGCUUGAUGUUCUGUUUUGUUUCUAUAUUAUAUCAAGUAUUUUAUUUCUUGGUGAGGUUAUCAAGUUAAAAAAGCAAGCAGAACCAAAAUGCCAAACACUGAAAUAUUGUUUUUUAAAUAGUUAUUUCUGAAGUAUGUGAAGUGUUUUUAAUUAUUUUCCUGUGUAUCACCCACCACAUAUAUGGUUUCAUAAUUCUAUUUUGGUAGUUGCUUUGUUCCUGAGCAGUUGUAGUCUCUUUGUAAGAGUGAGAGACUACAUGUUUUUUUUUCUGAGUGAUUCAUUUUAGACUGUUUCCCAACUCUGUAAUCUGCAUAUUUAUAUAUUCAUAUUUGUAUGUGUAGCUGUGGAGUUGCCUGAUGAAAAGUCUGCUAAAAAGAUUGCUGCAUAUUUGACUGUGCAUGUUGGAUAUGCCCCAUCAGAUUUGGAGCGUUGGUACCUAAAUAGAUUAGCAGCAUGGAAUACUCCAAAAUUUCAGCUGCUCAGUGGCUUUUCGUGAGCAGUUCAGGUAUCACAGCAAGUGCUGGAAAUUAUGUAGGCAAUUCUCCGCUGGUAAAUUCAUGUGUUUUUUCUGUUUGUUUUUGUCUUCUGUGUAAAAUGUUUGUAUAGAGGGGCUAGCAACGUAGUGGGCAACAGCAACAUAAUUUACUAAAGUGCAGGCGUAGUCUUUCAAAGUGAUGUAUAUAAAAAUGCAUUUUAAAUGGCUAUAACAGAUUAGAUUGCUUGUUUUACAACCGAGUAUGUUGCUGCCUAGUGUUUUGAGAGUUUUUCAUGAGUUUUGCUGCUAUGUACUUGGAAUGACGCACUUUAUGCAGAUAUGGCAAUUAGUAAACCCCUUUGUCUACAUUUGUUUA